Toxotes jaculatrix (banded archerfish) is the source of this 2620-nucleotide messenger RNA. It is a transcript of the gene stard3, whose product is annotated as StAR-related lipid transfer (START) domain containing 3. Bases 74 to 1429 code for a protein of 451 amino acids. The transcript has 15 exons. Gene Ontology annotation, molecular function: cholesterol transfer activity; cholesterol binding. The record is from RefSeq and is a predicted model, not a curated record. NCBI's taxonomy places the organism in Eukaryota, Metazoa, Chordata, Actinopteri, Toxotidae. Gene Ontology annotation, cellular component: late endosome.
GGUCAGAACCGGAAGACUUGCUAGGAGGCGGUGAUGCGGUAAAUCAAGGGGAGUUUCCUGUCUCACCGCAGGAAUGCCGGGUGGAGAGUAUGGGGAGCUCGGGGGCAGCCUCCCGGCCAUCGCCUCCCUGAACGCUUCCUACUCUACUUCACUGUCCCUACCUUCCCCGUACUUGUUUGUGCCGCCUGCAGAGCGCAAGGCCAUUUCUGACGUGCGUCGCACCUUCUGUCUCUUUGUGACGUUCGAUCUGCUCUUCAUCUCACUUCUCUGGAUUAUUGAGUUGAAUAUCUCCAGCACAAUCAAGGAAAGUUUAGAAAAUGAAGUGGUCCACUAUAACUUCAAGUUUUCCUUCUUUGACAUCUUUCUCCUUGCCGUGUUUCGUUUCCUGUGUCUACAAGUGGCUUAUGCUGCUUUUCGGUUAAGGCACUGGUGGGUUAUUGCGAUCACUACUUUGGUGACAAGUGCCUUCCUUGUUGUUAAGGUCAUCAUAUCCAAUCUCCUUUCCCAGAAUGCCUUUGGAUAUGUUUUACCCAUCACCUCUUUUGUUGUGGCUUGGUUGGAGACCUGGUUUCUUGACUUCAAGGUGCUCACACAGGAGGCAGAUGAUGAAAGAGCCUACCUAGCAGCGGUGAACGCAGCCUGUGAACGUGCGCCCAUGAUCUACCCCCGCGCUGUUUCAGACGGACAGUUCUACUCUCCGCCUGAAUCUGUGGCGGGCUCUGAAGAGGAUCUGAGUGAGGAGGGUCUUGGGCGCAGAGCUGUCUCUGCUCAGGAGAAGGAGUACGUCAGACAAGGUCAUGAGGCCAUGUCUGUGGUGGAGCAGAUAUUAAACCAGGAGGACAACUGGAAAUUUGAAAAAAACAAUGACAUGGGAGACUCUGUCUACACCCUGGAGAUUCCCUUCCAUGGAAAGACUUUCAUUCUCAAGGCCUUUAUGCAGUGUCCUGCUGAGCUUGUGUAUCAGGAGGUAAUUCUGCAGCCAGAGAAAAUGGUGCACUGGAACAAAACUGUCUCUGUCUGCCAGAUCCUUCAGAGGGUUGACGACAACACUUUAGUAUCAUAUGACGUUUCUGCUGGAGCAGCAGGGGGAGUCGUGUCUGCGAGGGACUUUGUUAAUGUUCGACGGGUGGAACGUAAACGAGACUGCUACCUGUCUGCUGGCAUGGCAACCAACCAUGACGCCAAACCUCCGAGCGGUCGCUACGUCAGGGGAGAGAACGGGCCGGGAGGGUUUGUGGUCCUCAAAUCCAGCAGUAACCCGUCCGUCUGCACCUUCAUCUGGGUCCUCAACACAGACUUGAAGGGCCGUCUACCCCGCUACCUCAUCCACCAGAGUCUUGCUGCCACCAUGUUUGAAUUCAUGUCUCAUUUACGCCAACGUAUCGCAGACCUGCGGCCUUCUCACCGCUCCCACCACCACCACACUUAAAACAGGAGAGAUAUCUAACUGUGCCACAGCUGGUUGGGAGGCACGACUGUUUUGUUUUUGGGUUUUUUUGUUUCGAUUUGUUGUUUUUUUAAAUCAUUCAUGAGCCCUGAAAACGAGCGUAGCAGUACCCUUGUGAUGCACCUCAGCUGAAGGGAUGUGCUACACUAACUGAAAAGACUGCACUUCUAAGCAUAGGAGAUGUGAGACAUGUGACCACACAUUCACCACAUUUCAGUCACAUGAGAAAAGGAGUCAUUUGGUUGUCAGAGACGAUGUGCCUCCUUAUUCUCAAAUUUCAAAAAUGUUUUUUUUUUUUUUUUUGUGAUCACAUACAUAUUUUUGGGUGGACCUGUGAUUAUUUUGCCAUGUCGCUCACUGUGCAAUGAGAACUGUUGUCUGUUUUCUUGAGGCAGGGUGGACUUUACUCAAACAAGAAGACGUGGAUGGAAGAUGGAAGUGAUCCUCACGGUGUGGGCAUCUGUCUUACUUGUUGAAAAAAGAACUGAAAGAACUGAUGCAAUGGCAUGACUGAGCCUUAUCUUAUUACACAUGUUGUUAGCCAUUGAUUUGCUGCUUUUGUUUUUCUUUUUUUCCCCAUUAUGUUCACUUUUUUUUUUUUUGUCUGUGUGUUUUCACUGCAGUGGCUUAAAAAUGUUUCUCUGGUGCACCUGCCCUAAAAUGAACUUCACAGUCAUAUCUUCAAGAAACACGUAGUUUCAGUGGGUAAAAGCUGUUUCCACACGGUUUGUUUUUCCUUAACUACACUGUGAUAGAGACGGAGAAAGAAGUCACUCGCUGUCAAAGUACCACUAGAGGGAGACACCACUGAUCCACCGAGUGAAAACCUCCUAGUUUGACAUCAUCCCCUUUCUCAGGGUCCAAAAAUCUGUCAUCUAACAUUUAAUCAAUUACUUUUACUGUUUUUUUUUUUUAUACUGCUUUUGUUUUGCAUUUUGAAAUCGGCCAGGUGGUAAGACCGGGUGACAAAUCAGGAGGCCGUCUGUUUGAGUAGCAACUGCAUGAACAAGCUCAGUCAGAAAAGAAAGAAGAUAAAAAAUAAUGUUCAUUAAUUAGCAUGCUGUGCUAAAGCUAUCUUUUGUGCCAAUAACCUCAAGUGACCUUGUGGUAAAAAAAAAAAAAAAAGAAAGUUGUUACUGUACUGAUAUAAUUUCUAUUGACAUUAGUCCUGGC